AUGGCUGCGGCCCGGCCUGGCUGGGGGCAGCGGCGAGGAGGGCUCCGCGGAGCUCCUGCGCCCCCGCGGGGGGCCCGGCGGCUGCUGGCCGCCGUCCUCAUGGCGCUGCUCCCCGCUCGGCCCCUCGGAGCGGCCGCCUGGCGCCCCCCAGCCGGCCCGCCCCGGGAGCCCUGCGGGAGAACGGCGGCUGGGGUUAUUAUAGAUGAUCUGUGGCUACAAAAUGGGACUGAAUGCCUGGGAAUGGCAGCACUGCAGUUGCCUCUGGUAAUUCAAGCAAGUGAAGUCCAUGACCUGCUCUUGACUUCUGCAGCCUCGGAUGAUCAGUGGAGCCAUUCGGUUUUUGCUUUGAUACCUUCAUGGACAAAGAAGAUUUUGUUUAAACGAGAGUCUUCCGUUAACCAUGAGCUGCCUGAAGAUGUGUCCUCUGGAUUUGGAAUAACCCUUCAGAAAUGUGCUGUGGUGGAUGUUGAACAUGAUCCUCAAACUGCCUAUGUUAGACUUCUGAUUAAUAACACCAACACACUGCUCUCAAGGAACAUUACUGAUCUUAUCCUCCUGGACAAUAUCACCGGUCUACAUGUUCAAAAAAACAGUGGUAAUAAGACAACAGAUGGUGUACAGAUUUACAGGAAAAGAUUCUUGCAAGUUGGAGAAUACUUUGCAAUCAACUACACUGCACUUCUUGAUGCAAAGGAAACAUGGAAUGGCAGGGUCUUGACAUUGCCUGCAAAGUUAACUUUCAGGAGUUCAUCACAGAAUAAAACACAUCUUGUAUCAUUGAUGGCAUCGUUCACCAUAACUGAAGAAGAAAAGACCAAGAUUUCAUACAGCCAUGCCAUCCAUGCUUCAGGGUUCUUCAUUGCUUUUUUCGUUUCCUUUGUAUUGACAUGUGCUGUUUUUUUCAUUCUUUAUCAAACCAAAAUAUUAAAAUGGAAUUUCCAUAGUAAAAACCAGGAGAUACAACAUGAACUCAGUCAAAAUCACAAACUGGAACAUUCUCAGUUCAGUUCAGGUGAUCUCUUUAGUGAAGAUGUAAUUAUGAAUGACCAAAUCAUUGAUAUACUGACCUUUGAAGAAUCGGGGAAUAUGCUUCAGGCUUUAGAAGACCUGGAGGUUGCCAGCCUGACUCGGGCAGAUGCUGAUUUGGAGGCAUAUCGAAUGCAGAUAUGUAAAGAAGUGAUUGCUAUGAUGAUGAAGAACAUGGUUUUAAGUCACAGCCUCUUUCCUCAUGUGGAGAAGAGGAUGAGUUCAAUUUUUAAAAAACAGUUUCUUGCAAUGGAGAAGGAGAUUCAGGAAGAGUAUGAAAGAAAGGUUGUGGCUUUCACAGCUGAAUGUAAUCUGGAAACUAGGAAGAAAAUGGAGGCUCAACGCCAAAAAGAGAGAGCUGCGAAUGAAGAAGCUGAAGAAUUAAUGAAGAAAGUGAAUGAAAAGCCUGCUGUUGAAUACAGAACUCUUCUGGAUAGACUUCACAGGCUGGAGCAGGACCACCUGAAGAGGUUCCUUCUGGUGAAGCAGGAGGAAUAUUUUGCAAAAGCUUAUAGACAACUGGCUAUUUCCCAGAGAAAGGAGCUCCAUAACAUCUUUUUUACACAGAUAACAAAUGCUACCUUAAAGGGAGAACUGAAAUUGGAAGCAGCUAAAGCAUUAGUGCAAGAUUACUCUAUAAUACAGGGAGACAUUGAAGAGUUAAUGGAUUUUUUGCAAGCUAGCAAGAAAUACCAUCUGAAUAGAAGAUUUGCUUACAGAGAGUAUCUUAUAAGUAAGGUACAGUUAAUGGAUUCUCAAGCUUCUACUCUUAUAAAUGCAGCAGCAACCCAGAUAUCAGCUCUCAUUAAUAAGAUGGAAAGAGCGGGUCAUCUACCUGAAAGUCAUUUGGGACUUCUGCUGGAUCGAGCUGAGACUGAAAUUAAUUCUGUUAAACAGAAAUUUGAUCAUGAUUUGAAACAAGAAAAGCAAAAGCUUCAUCAGAAACUCAUUAUCAAGCGAAGGCGGGAAAUGUUGCAAAAGCAGAAAGAGCAUCGAAAGGAGCAGCUGUCACUAGGGGACCCCUUCAAAACCACUAAGGAGGUCACUCACUACCUGAGCCACUGGAAAAAUCUUCUGAAUGAUCACGCCAUUGAAUUUGAAGAACUUACUGAAAAGCUUGAUAAUGAGGCCAGUGAAGACCUGAAAGACCUUAUAUUUAGUCUAACAGAGAAAGCUGUUGAGGAGCUUAAGCGUGUUCAGUAUGGAAUAUUUGUGCAAGAGCUGGUAAAGCUCAACGUGCCAAAGAUGUUCCUGCUGGAAGCUGUGGAAGAGCAUAAAAAGGAGAUCAUUGUUAAACGUGAACAGCUUGAAAGGGAAGAACAUGAAAAGAGCAUGGUUGUUGAAGAAUUGCUGCAGCUCACGAGACAAAAACUAAGCCAAGAACUGGAAGCUAGGUUUUCGGAACAAAAAAAACUAAGGAGCUGGGAACAGUCGGUAUUCAUGCAUCUUCUAAGUUUGCCCCUUUCACUAUCCGAAGAGGAAUUGGUUAAAAUGAGACAAGAGUUCCACUGCUGCUUUUCUCAGGUGGAUAGCAGCUUGGCUCUGCCCAAGAUAAGAGCUAGAACUUUGCUUCAGGCUUUUGAGCUGGAGCAAAGGGAUGCGGAGCUGCUGAAAGUUGAUCAGAAUUUAGCAAUGACCAAUAAACAGCAGCAUUCUAAAAUGAAAAAAUCAGGAUCCAGGAGUAGAAAUAAAAUAGAUAUUCUGAAGAAAUCUUUACAGGACAAAAUUUUCAUUUAUGAAGACUCAGUGAAAGAUGCAAAUGUGAAUAAGGUUAAUUACGAGUUGCUGCUUGAGAAAGACUGUCAGCUGCGUGAUCUGGAAAAUAAACUUGGAGAGUAUAUUGCUUCUUUACAGUUUCAAAAGACUGUUAAAAAAAUCAAAAUGUUGGAGCUAUAUACUGCUAUCAUAAGUGUACAAGCUUUGCUCUUUGAGCAACUGAGCAUGUCAAAAACCAUGUCAAAAUUGGAAUGUAUUCAGAUUUUGGAAGCCCAUAAUCCAGAGAUUGAAGAACUUGACAGGAAGCUGGAGUAUGAAAUGUUGCAUAAGGAGUCAGCUCAGCAGCAACAACAUCUAAUGAAUAAGCAGAGGUGGACACCGGAUGGAUUGGGGCUUUCAAGUGAACCUGUAGAAAUGAAUGCAGACAGACAGGUGACAGUUCUGCUAAGACAGGCCAUGAAUAAAUGUAACCAAUUUAUAAAUCUGCACCAGCAAAGCUUGAGAGAUGAGCAGUGGAAUUGCAUGGUGCUUGAAGAUCUUCUGGAAAAUAUAGAAAUGGAUGCAUUUUUGGCACUUUAUAGUCAGGAGCUCCGACUGGCAGGUUAUUUAUCCAAACUGACAAGGGUGCCAAUGGGAACGUUGCACGGGAUUCUGAACUUGUUGCUGCCCUCCAGUUCACAAAGUGAGGUUCUUUCUGUCCUUGAUUCCAUCAAUAAAUAUACAGAUGCUGUUGCUGAAGGUGAUAGUGCUGCAGAUGAGUCUGGCAGCUGUAAAAAAAGGAAGAACCAAGAGAGGUGGCAAGCACUGGAGAACAAAGUAAGGGAAGAUCUGAUAAACAGAAGUUUGGAAAGAAUUCCUUCUCUAAACAGGAGAGAAGACAGCUUGAUAAAGAAGAAGCAACUUGUCCUCCUGGAAGAAGAAGCAUUCAUUCAUCGUGGAUGUUUGUCUACGCAUCCUCCUAUGGAACAGUCUGGUCAAUAUGUUUCCUUGAACACUGCAACCGUUGAAUCCAUAGAAGUAUUAGACACAGGGGAGAAGGUAUUUUUGUUCCGUGAGCAGAGUGAUCCAGUACUUUCUUUUCAUAAUUCUCCAAGGAAAAAGAAAAAGAACUUUCUUAAUUCCAAAAAAGCUGCACAUGCAAGUAUGGAUUAAUGAGGGAGACUUCCAUUUGAAGAAUCAAUUAGGGAAGAGGAAGUUAUUUAAAAAUUAGAAAGAAUGAAGUAUGCAGCUUAGAUAACACUUGUAUUGUUUUAAUAUCAAUUUUCUGACAUUGUAAAUAGUUGUAGUUUUACGUUGUCGAACUUCACAAUGAGCGUUGUGCAUCUUUCAGUUCUCAUCAGUGCAUCUUCUGAUGGAUGGACCACUCAGUGUGUAAGGAAUUGGUUGAAUGGUCACACUCAAAGAGUUGCGGUCAAUGGCUCAAUGUCCAGUUGAAGAUCAGUAAUGAACAGUGUUCCUCACAAGUCAGUGCUGGGAUAGGCACUGUUUAACAUCUUUGUUGGUGAUGUGGACAGUGGGAUUGAGUGCACUCUCAGCAUGUUUGCCCAUGACACCACGCUGUGUUGUGCGGUCAUAAUGCUGGAGGAAAGGAUACCAUCCAGAGGGACCUGGACAGGUUUGAAAGGUGGGCCUAUACAAACCUCAAGAAGUUCAAGGCCAGGUGCAAGGUCCUGCAUCUGGGCUGGGGCAACCCUAAGCAUAAACACAGGCUGGGUGGAGAAUGGAUUGAGAGCAGCCCUGAUGAGAUGAAUCUGGAGGUGUUGGUUGAUGAGAAGCUCAACAUGAGCUGGCAAUGUGCGCUUGCAGACCAAAAAGCCAACCGUAUCCUGGGCUGCAUCAAAAGAAGCAUGGCCAGUACAUUGAGCAAGGUGAUUCUCCCCCUCUGCUCUUGUGAGACCCCACCUAGAGUACUGUGUUCAGCUCUGGGGCCCCCAGAACAAAAAAGACAUGGAUGUAUUAAAACAAGUCCAGAGGAGGGCCAUGAAGAUGAUCAAAGGACUGAAGCACCUCUCCUGUGAAGAAAGGCUGAGAGAGUUGGGGUUCUUCAGCCUGGAGAAGGCUCCAGGGAGACCUUAUAGUGGCCUUCCAGUACUUAAAGGGGGCCUACAGAAAAGCUGGGGAAGGACUCUUAUGGGGGUGUAGUGAUACCACAACAGUAAUGGUUUUAAACUGAAAAAAGGGGGAUUUAGAUUAGAUAUUUGGAAGAAAUUCUUUACUCUGAGGGCAGUGAGGCACUGGAUUGGGUUGCCCAGAGAAGCUGUGGAUGCCCUAUCCCUGGAAGUGUUCAGGGCCAGGUUGGAUGGGGCUUUGAGCAACCUGGUCUGGUGGGAGGUGUCCCUGCCCAUGGCAGGAGGUUGGAACUGAGUGAUCUUUAAGGUCCCUUCCAACCCAAACCAUUCGAUGAUUCGUUUAAUGAUGCAACAGAUGAAAUAUGGGUGUUUUGUGAUGCACGUUCUGGCAGACAGGACUCAGUGUUCCUUCAGUGCUUUGCACUGAUUUUACUGUAGCUGUUCAUAAUUUAUAUAGAAAGGUUAUUUAUUAUAUAAAGCAGGUACUGAUUUACUGUUCUUGUAUUUAUGUAUUCUUGUAAUAAGCUGUGGUAUAGCAGAUGACAUGAAGAGAUGAAGUAGAUGACCCACAAGUCCUCUGUUGUCUGAUUUUCUCUUAGUCUAGCUAAUUUAGUUUAAUCUUGUGCUGUUAAUAAGCUUUGAAUGUUACUUCUGCAGUCUGUGUUCUCCAGUGGUAGCUGAUAGUCCAGAUCUUCAGUGUAUGCAUAUGCACUAAGCCUUUCAACCCAGAGUAGUUUCAUCUUUUCACUUUUGUUUAUAAAUUUACUUCAGUAGAACUAGGAAUGUGGCUUCAGUUCAGAAUUUAAGUUUUAAGUCUUAAAUAUUUGCAACCCGUAGCAGUGUUUUUCUUCUUGAAGCAAUGUCAUCAUAUAUGUUAGUAGAAAAGGGAAACUUGUAAAUGGACAUGUAAUACCUUCAAAAGUUUUCUUUUUUUUUUUUUUUUUAUUACAGUGCUGCCAACUGUUGUAAUUUUAUGUGGGUAUUUUUGAAGUUCUUAUUCCCAAAUUUCUCUAAAUUACGAGGAUAUCGUUUUACAUUUCAAAAAAGAGUUAAUUUUCAAACCCUUCUAGUUGAUGGAAAGAAGUCCGUAAAUAUGAACCCUAAAAACUGUAGUAGGAAAAUAUAAAUUAAAAGGAAUGCAUGUAUUUGAUAAUUCACGAUAUUCAAGCUGGUUUCAAAGGAUUUUUUGAACUGUGUUCAAAUGCUGUGCUGUGAGGGUACUGUGAUUGUGUAUUUUGCUGUUUUUGAGGUAUGAAGUUUCUAUGCCUUUGUAUUAAUAGGACACCAAUUUCAUUUUAAAAAUUAAAAUGUUACUUUGUA
Cygnus olor (mute swan) is the source of this 6131-nucleotide messenger RNA. RefSeq names its product EvC ciliary complex subunit 2 (gene EVC2). The transcript has 22 exons. The record is from RefSeq and is a predicted model, not a curated record. Gene Ontology annotation, cellular component: plasma membrane protein complex; ciliary membrane. The coding region runs from base 1 to 3894 and encodes 1297 amino acids. Gene Ontology annotation, biological process: smoothened signaling pathway. NCBI's taxonomy places the organism in Eukaryota, Metazoa, Chordata, Aves, Anseriformes, Anatidae.